This is a messenger RNA of Cryptomeria japonica (Japanese cedar), 1053 nucleotides long. RefSeq lists its product as uncharacterized. The transcript has 6 exons. The record is from RefSeq and is a predicted model, not a curated record. The coding region runs from base 139 to 705 and encodes 188 amino acids. Lineage: Eukaryota; Viridiplantae; Streptophyta; Pinopsida; Cupressales; Cupressaceae.
UCUGGACUCUUUUUAUUCUUUGAUCAUAACAUUGUAAAACAGACGUGACUGCCUUACUCAAACCUUGCCGUUGCCGCGUCCAGACAAAUUUUAAAUAUUGUAAAAGCAAGUAUUUGUGGAAUUUGAAUUUGCGUGAUCAUGGCUUCCAAUCACGACGAUCACCUCACAGGUGUUGCGACUUUCAAGGUACAAAGGAUUGAAAAGACCAGAGAGGAGGAUGUCGCUAGUUUAAAGAAUUAUGCAUCAGCUUCAAAAUUUCCAAAGCGGAAACGUCCUAUCGCACGGCAAGGCGUCGCACAGUUCAGGCAGGUCAAUUUAGGGCAAACUCUCAAUCUUAGCGGUCUAAUGGAUUCCUCCCAGGCCAAUGAAAGCCCCUCAAUUCUUCCAACUGCACAAGAGCUCCAAAAGCGGAAACGGACUAUCGCAAGGCAAGGCGUCGGAGAGUUGAGGCAGGUCAAUUUAGGGCAAACUCUCAAUCUGAUCGGUCUAAUGGAUUCCUCCGAGGCCAAUGGAAGCCCCUAUCUUCCAACUGCAAAAGAGCUCCAGUAUGAAACGCCGGCGGUAGAUCUUCUUUCUUUGGUUGGAAGGCGCAAAAAUCGCGACAAUCUUCAUCCAGGAUUAAAAUCUCGCCCUCUCCCUGAUCAAGAUGAAACUCGCCGAAAAGAAACCCUAGAAUUAACAGCUAGGACUUCGCUUCAUGUGUAGAAUAUGUUUUAUUCUUCUUUCAUGUUUUGGAACUGAAAUUUUCAGAUUAAUGUAUUGGCGCUAGCAUUUCCAAAUCCACAUGGCUACAGUUAGUUUUUAGUCUCAAGGAUUCCACAGUCUUCUUAUUCUUUGUGCACCACAAUUCUCCCAAAUCUAUUGAAAAAAGAAAUUAAAAAAAGCAUGGUGUAACGAUUAAAGCUAUAGAUUUCACGUUGCCUUUUACUCUGUGUUUCCCUUCAUCUUCAAAUAUGUAGAGAAGGAAAUCGAAAACAGAAAAACAUUUGUUAACUGUUGAGAAGGAUUUUACCUGAUUGUAAGUUUUAAAUUAUAGAUUAUUUGUGUUUGUGU